AAAAAAAGAAAAGAAUUCGCACUUUAUAAAAAGCAAUUAUUGGUGUGUUCAAUUGUUUUUAAACUCGCCGUGUGCUCGAAAAAGAAAAUUUUUAUACAUAUUCGCGAAAGUUGUGUAUCGCUCAAAUUUGUGUUUUUUUUUCUUUUUUGCUUAGUUGCAAAAUAACUCAAAGAAAAGAAGCCACCAUUAAUUGAUUAGGCAACUCUGAAUUUGAAUAUUAAACUUUGUUUUAAUUGUUUUUCCAAUUGAAAUAAUAAGUGUGUGCUAUGGAAACAAUAAUGACUGCGUGCACGACCGACGUAUCGAAAAAUCAAAUUGGCACCGCUUUCAUAAAUUAACUAACAAAAUAAAUAUAAAAAGAAAAAAAAAACAAAACCAAUGUAUAUUACAUGUAUCCUUAUGUUAUUAAUCGCAACAUUAUUUGGAAAGCUUUAUAAACACUUUUUCUUAUCUAACACAGAAGAACCACCUAAACCGAAUAACGUAAUUAAAAGGGUUCAAUUUUCGAAUGAAAAUUUAAUUAUACAAAACGGAGUUAGCAACAGUAAAAAUACUUUAAUUAAAACCGUCGCAAUGAGUACUUCGGAUAGGCCUAGUUUUUUGGUAGGCGAUGAAAUCGACGCUAGUAUACAAGAAGCGACUGAAGCUGUCGAUGAGUUUCCUCAGGGAAAUAAUCCAAUAAGGACCAAUGGAGAUGUAGCAGAUAAGCGCAAGCGUUUAAGGCCAAGCAUGUCUCGUGGAACAGGUUUGGGACUCGAACGUCAUCAAGAGCGAGACUUCCUCAUUGCCACCACCGAAGAGUUUGUCAAGAGAUUUGGUGGCACGAGAGUUAUUAAUAAAAUUUUGAUUGCCAAUAAUGGAAUUGCUGCUGUUAAAUGUAUGCGUUCGAUACGCAGAUGGUCGUACGAGAUGUUUAAAAAUGAACGUGCUGUUCGUUUUGUUGUAAUGGUAACACCAGAAGAUCUUAAAGCUAACGCUGAGUACAUAAAAAUGGCUGACCACUACGUACCAGUGCCUGGUGGAUCCAACAACAAUAAUUAUGCAAAUGUAGAAUUGAUUGUUGACAUUGCACUGAGAACUCAAGUUCAGGCUGUUUGGGCUGGUUGGGGACAUGCUUCGGAAAAUCCAAAACUUCCAGAAUUGCUGCACAAAGAAGGUCUGGUUUUCCUUGGACCACCAGAAAGGGCUAUGUGGGCACUUGGUGACAAGGUUGCAUCGUCAAUUGUAGCACAAACUGCUGAAAUUCCAACACUUCCGUGGUCCGGUUCUGAGCUUAAAGCUCAAUACACCGGAAAGAAAAUUAAAAUCUCAACCGAUCUAUUUAAUCGUGGUUGUGUGAGUAAUGUUGAUCAGGGACUCGCUGCUGUCGCGAAAAUAGGUUUUCCGGUCAUGAUUAAAGCAUCUGAAGGUGGUGGAGGCAAAGGUAUUCGAAGAGCAGACACUGCUGAAGAGUUUCCUGCAUUAUUCCGUCAAGUCCAGGCUGAAGUGCCCGGUUCCCCAAUUUUUGUCAUGAAGCUAGCUCGCGGAGCCAGACAUUUAGAAGUUCAAUUGUUAGCUGAUCAAUAUGGCAAUGCUAUAAGUUUGUUCGGACGUGACUGUUCUAUACAAAGACGACAUCAAAAGAUUAUCGAGGAAGCUCCUGCAAUAGUUGCUUAUCCAGAAGUAUUCGAAGAUAUGGAAAAAGCAGCUGUUCGUUUAGCAAAAAUGGUUGGAUAUGUCAGUGCAGGUACAGUGGAGUAUUUGUACGAUACGUCGGGCAAAUACUUCUUUCUCGAGUUGAAUCCAAGAUUGCAAGUAGAGCAUCCAUGUACUGAAAUGGUUGCAGACGUAAAUUUGCCUGCUUGUCAGUUGCAAAUCGGAAUGGGCGUUCCAUUGUAUCGCUUGAAAGACAUUCGCUUGCUUUAUGGAGAAUCACCUUGGGGAACAUCUAUAAUUGACUUUGAAAACCCACAAAAUAAACCCGUUCCAUUGGGACACGUAAUUGCAGCUCGUAUUACAUCCGAAAAUCCAGACGAAGGUUUUAAGCCCAGUUCAGGAACCGUUCAAGAACUUAAUUUCCGUUCAAGUAAAAAUGUAUGGGGCUACUUCAGUGUUGCUGCUUCGGGUGGUUUGCAUGAAUUUGCAGAUUCUCAGUUUGGACAUUGUUUUUCGUGGGGAGAGAAUCGUCAGCAAGCUAGAGAAAAUCUAGUUAUUGCCCUUAAAGAGCUAUCAAUUCGUGGAGAUUUCAGAACAACUGUAGAGUAUCUAAUCACAUUACUAGAAACUAACAGCUUCUUAGACAAUAGCAUUGAUACUGCCUGGUUGGAUGCCUUAAUUGCAGAACGAGUUCAAUCUGAAAAGCCCGACAUUCUUUUGGGUGUGAUUUGUGGAGCACUUCAUAUCGCCGAUCGACAAAUCACUGAAGCUUUCUCUAGUUUCCAGACAUCUUUGGAAAAAGGUCAAAUUCAAGCAGCCAAUACGCUAACAAACGUUAUCGAUGUUGAGCUCAUCAACGAUGGUAAUCGUUAUAAGGUUCAAACUGCAAAAAGUGGACAAAACACCUAUUUUCUCUUAAUGAAUAACUCAUUUAAAGAAGUCGAAGUUCAUAAGCUCUCCGAUGGUGGUAUGUUGUUGUCCUUUGAAGGAUCAUCAUACACAACUUAUAUGAAAGAAGAAGUGGAUCGUUAUCGUAUUGUAAUUGGUAAUCAGACAUGUGUUUUUGAAAAGGAAAAUGAUCCUUCGCUUCUACGCAGCCCUUCUGCUGGUAAACUUAUUAAUUUAAUUGUCGAGGAUGGAGCUCAUGUCAAUAAGGGACAGGCAUUUGCAGAAAUUGAAGUAAUGAAAAUGGUAAUGACACUGACUUCAUCAGAAGCAGGUACAGUUACAUUUAUCCGUCGUCCAGGAGCUGUUCUUGAUGCCGGAACACUUCUUGGUCAUUUGGAGCUUGAUGAUCCAUCGCUGGUCACUAAAGCGCAGCCUUUUAAGAGUGGAUUCCCGGUGGCAGAAAAUUCGUCGGUUCCUGAAAAACUCAAUCGAGUCCACAACAGCUACAAGAGCAUAUUGGAGAACACUCUUGCUGGAUAUUGUCUCCCAGAUCCUUACAACGCACCUCGUCUUCGCGAAGUUAUCGAAAAGUUUAUGCAGAGUCUUCGCGAUCCAUCUUUGCCUUUACUAGAACUCCAAGAAGUAAUAGCAUCUGUUUCUGGUCGUAUUCCAAUUUCAGUUGAGAAAAAAAUUCGUAAACUCAUGACAUUGUACGAGCGCAAUAUAACAAGUGUUCUAGCUCAGUUCCCAUCGCAACAAAUUGCCAGUGUCAUUGAUUGUCAUGCGGCUACUCUCCAAAAACGUGCCGAUCGAGAUGUGUUCUUCCUAACCACUCAGGGAAUCGUGCAACUAGUUCAACGCUACCGCAACGGAAUUCGUGGUCGCAUGAAAGCUGCUGUCCAUGAACUCCUCCGACAAUACUACGAAGUUGAGUGUCAGUUUCAACAUGGUCACUAUGACAAAUGUGUCGGCUUGAUUAGAGAGAGGAACAAAGAUGAUAUGUUGACAGUUGUAAAUACAAUUUUCUCACACAGCCAAGUCUCCAAAAAGAAUCUCCUGGUUACAUUAUUAAUAGAUCACUUGUGGGCCAACGAACCUGGUCUUACAGAUGAAUUGGCAACUACUUUGAGUGAAUUAACGUCUUUGCAUCGCGCAGAACAUUCACGUGUUGCACUUCGAUCGAGGCAGGUCCUCAUAGCAGCUCAUCAGCCUGCUUACGAAUUGCGUCAUAAUCAAAUGGAGUCCAUUUUUCUAUCUGCCGUUGAUAUGUACGGACAUGAUUUCCACCCGGAAAACUUACAGAGAUUGAUUUUAUCCGAAACAUCCAUUUUUGAUAUUUUACAUGAUUUCUUUUAUCAUACAAAUCGUGCCGUAUGCAAUGCUGCUUUAGAAGUGUAUGUCAGAAGAGCGUAUAUAUCGUAUGAUCUAACAUGCUUACAGCAUCUGGAGUUGUCCGGAGAAGUGCCAUUGGUUCAUUUCCAAUUUGUGCUACCAACUGCUCACCCAAAUAGACUCCUGUCUCGUUCAUCGCUAGAUGGGAUAGAACCAACAAUGUCGUCUCCAGGUGCAACAUUUAUGCGAACAGGUUGCAUGGCAGCAUUUAAUUCAUUCGAACAUUUCGAACAAUAUUCUGAUGAAAUAUUCGAUUUGCUUGAAGAUUUGUCAUCUCCAGCCUAUGCUAGUGCUAAGGUACUUGAAGCUGUUGAUGCAGCAGAAUCAGCUUCUGAUGGCAGACUAAGCACAUCCAUAAAUGUUUCUUUGUCUGAUCCUGUUUCAAGAGCUAAUGCCGCAGAAGAGGCUAUAUCGACAGAACCUAUACACAUUUUAAGUGUAGCUGUUCGUGAAAUUGGUGAUAUGGAUGAUGUUCAGAUGGCAUCAGCUUUUGGAACAUUCUGUAAGCUGCAUCGGGAGGAACUUUAUCAACGACGUGUUCGCAGAAUAACAUUUGCUUGUUUGAAAAAGAGACAAUUCCCGAAGUUCUUUACCUAUCGUUCAAGGGAUAAUUUCGAAGAGGAUCGUAUUUAUCGACAUUUAGAACCAGCAUGUGCCUUCCAAUUGGAGCUUAGUCGAAUGAGAACAUACGACUUGGAAGCUUUACCAACAUCGAAUCAGAAAAUGCAUUUGUACUUGGGCAGAGCAAAAGUAUCAAAAGGUCAGGAAGUCAGUGAUUAUCGGUUUUUCAUUCGUUCUAUUAUUCGUCAUUCCGAUCUUAUUACUAAGGAAGCUUCAUUUGAAUAUUUACAAAACGAAGGAGAACGUGUUUUGCUCGAAGCAAUGGAUGAGUUAGAAGUUGCAUUCUCCCAUCCACAUGCCAAACGUACAGACUGCAAUCAUAUUUUCCUCAAUUUCGUUCCAACUGUUAUAAUGGAUCCAGCGAAAAUUGAAGAAUCUGUUACAAAAAUGAUCAUGCGUUAUGGUCCUCGUUUGUGGAAACUAAGAGUUCUUCAAGCUGAACUCAAAAUGGUCAUUCGUCAAACCCCUCAAUCACCAACCCAAGCUGUUCGUCUUUGUAUUGCAAAUGAUUCUGGUUACUUUUUGGAUAUAUCAAUGUACACAGAAGUUACAGAUCCUGAAACUGGAAUUAUAAAAUUCCAAGCUUACGGAGAGAAACAAGGAUCUUUAAAUGGACAUCCCAUUUCAACGCCAUACAUGACAAAAGACUUUUUGCAACAAAAACGUUUCCAAGCACAAUCAAAUGGUACAACAUACGCAUACGACAUUCCUGAUAUGUUCCGUCAAAUGACUGAGAAGCAAUGGAAAGAUUUUUCAAAAGCAAGACCAACUGUUGAAAUAAGAAUUCCUGAAAAGAUUUUGCUAGAGUGCGUCGAGUUGGUGUUGGAUGGAGAUAGUCUUGUUGAAAUGAAGCGACUUCCGGGAGAAAAUAAUUGUGGAAUGGUUGCCUGGAGAAUAGUUCUAGCAACUCCCGAGUACCCCAGUGGUAGGGAAAUAAUUGUGAUUGCUAAUGACUUGACCUUCUUCAUUGGCUCCUUUGGAAUUAAGGAAGAUAUUCUAUUCCACAAAGCUUCCCAACUAGCACGAGAGAGAAAAGUUCCAAGAAUUUAUAUAUCCGUGAACAGUGGUGCUAGAAUAGGACUUGCUGAGGAAGUAAAAUCAAUGUUCAAAGUUGCAUGGGAAGACCCCGAAGAACCAGACAAGGGUUUUAAAUACUUGUAUCUCAGCACCGAAGACUACAGCAAGGUUGCCAGUCUCAAUUCGGUAAGAGCAAUUCUAAUUGAAGAUGAAGGUGAGCCCCGAUACAAAAUCACAGAUAUUAUUGGCAAAGACGAUGGAUUGGGUGUUGAAAAUUUGAGAUACGCUGGUUUAAUUGCUGGUGAAACAUCACAAGCCUAUGAAGAGAUUGUUACAAUCUCUAUGGUCACAUGUAGAACAAUCGGUAUUGGUUCGUAUUUGGUGCGUUUGGGACAGCGUGUUAUUCAAAUUGAUAAUUCACACAUUAUUCUUACUGGAUAUGCAGCCUUAAACAAGUUAUUAGGACGUAAAGUUUAUGCAUCGAAUAAUCAACUCGGUGGUGUUCAAAUUAUGUACAACAACGGUGUAUCGCAUAAGACUGAAGCAAUUGACUUGGAUGGUGUUCACACUAUUCUUACAUGGCUUUCGUACAUUCCUGCUUAUAUUGGUGGUGAUUUGCCAAUUGUUUUGCCCAAUGACCCAAUCACUCGCCCUAUUGGAUUCAUGCCAACGAAAUCUCCCUACGAUCCGCGAUGGAUGCUUGCCGGUCGAGUUAAUCCUGCAAACACGAACGAAUGGGAAACUGGUUUCUUUGAUAGAGGUUCAUGGGCAGAAAUAAUGGAAGGUUGGGCCAAAACAGUUGUUACUGGAAGAGCUCGUCUCGGUGGUGUACCAGUUGGUGUGAUUGCUGUAGAAACAAGAACAGUUGAAGUUGAAAUGCCAGCUGAUCCUGCCAAUUUGGACUCGGAAGCUAAAACAUUGCAACAAGCUGGUCAAGUUUGGUAUCCUGAUUCAUCGUACAAAACAGCUCAAGCAAUUAAAGACUUUGGUCGAGAAGAACUACCACUUUUGGUUUUCGCCAAUUGGAGAGGUUUCUCUGGUGGAAUGAAGGAUAUGUACGAACAGAUUGUAAAGUUUGGAGCAUACAUAGUAGAUGGAUUGAGAGAAUAUAAACAUCCUGUUCUAAUUUACCUGCCACCUAACGCUGAACUCCGUGGAGGAGCCUGGGCUGUUUUGGAUUCUCUUAUUAAUCCAAGAUACAUGGAGACAUAUGCCGAUCCGGAAGCAAGAGCUGGUGUUUUGGAACCCGAAGGCAUUGUCGAAAUCAAGUACAAAGAAAAAGAUUUGGUAAAAACAAUUCACCGACUUGAUGGGCCUGUGAUUUCGCUUAAAAAACAACUGGAUGAUGCUGCCGGUGAUACUUUAAGGACUCAUGAAAUUGAAGAGAAAAUAAAGACCCGCAUUAAUCAACUGAUACACGUGUACCAUACUGUCGCGGUGCAUUUUGCUGACUUACACGACACGCCUGAGCGAAUGUUAGAAAAGCAAUGUAUAAAUGAAAUAGUUCCCUGGAGAGAAUCUCGUGCAUGGUUGUAUUGGCGCCUGCGGCGCUUAUUAUUAGAAGAUGCAAUGACAAUGAAAAUCCUUAAAGCCCAAGAUAAUUUGUCGGUUGGUCAAGCAAAGCAAAUGCUUCGAAGAUGGUUGGUAGAAGAGAAGGGCGCUACUGAGGCUUACAUUUGGGAUAGCAAUGAAGAAAUGGUUCUGUGGUACGAGGAACAAAAGAAAUCUGAAUCAACUGUAUCUACCAAUAUAAAUGCUGUCAAACAGGACGCAAUUAUUUCAAAGAUUCAAACACUUUUACAAGAAUGCCCUGAAGUAGCACUAGAUGCCGUUGUUGGUCUUUGUCAAAACCUUACACCUGUUAAUCGGGGUGUAGUUGUUCGAACAUUAGCACAACUUGAACUUAAAGAAAACGAAUCAAAUCCUCAAGUAUGACCCGUUUUUAAAUAUCAUGAUUAAGUUCAUUCAACCCAGGAAUAAAAAACGAAUCAUUUUAAUUUAUUUAAUACAAAAAAAAAAUUAAACAAAAACAAACCUUUGUAAAUAACAUACGGCCCACGCUUGCAAACCUCAUUUAAAAUAAUAUUUUUUUUAGAAACUAUGUAUUUUCACAUAACAUUUAGUUAAACUAAAUGAAUAUUUUCUUAUACAUUUAGAAUGUAUGUACCCCGUCGCAUGUUCAAUGAAUUAUUUUUAAAAAAACAAGUUCGCUUUAUUAAGUUUGUUGCAGAUUAUAUUUAUUUAUAAAGCGAAUUAAAAUAUUGUAAAUUAUGUAAAGCAGGUUAACAAAAUCGAAUAAUAUCGAUUUUUUUUCUACACUGCACAUCUUUUUGUAAUGAAUUUGUAUUAAUGCAUAUACAAUGUAAAAAUAUAAUAAAAAUGCGUUAAUUAUAAAA
Episyrphus balteatus (marmalade hoverfly) is the source of this 7949-nucleotide messenger RNA. RefSeq names its product acetyl-CoA carboxylase (gene ACC). Bases 379 to 7488 code for a protein of 2369 amino acids. Gene Ontology annotation, molecular function: metal ion binding; ATP binding; acetyl-CoA carboxylase activity. Lineage: Eukaryota; Metazoa; Arthropoda; Insecta; Diptera; Syrphidae. Gene Ontology annotation, biological process: fatty acid biosynthetic process. The record is from RefSeq and is a predicted model, not a curated record. The transcript has 23 exons.